UCCCACGAAAGGCGAGGGCGUGUGACAGCCCGCGAGCGGAGUCGCACCCCAAGGCACGAAGUGCAAGAACUCUCGCUCGCUCUCAGUGACUCACAAUGCCGUCACUCAACACUUUCCAUUAACGUUAGAUGGCGGACAUUGUCAUGCGCCGGUUCGGGGGCGGAGGACUUCAAAUCGACGGCUCCUUGUUGAGCGAAUUGUUUCUUUCUUUUCGAUCGUAGAUUAAGACACAGUUCCUGACACAUCGCCCAUGGCCUGCGUGUGCUUGUUCAAUGGAAAACCUCGACAUCGUCGUCAGUGGAGAGGCUUGUUUCCGGAUCACGUUUGCUACUUUUGCUCUCCAGUAGUUCAACAGAAGCGGGCGUCCACAGUCAACAAGGAAUACCAACAACCCAGGAGAAAAUUUAGUAUGUUGGAGCAACAUUUGCGACUUGGGAAGGAAGACGGAAGAACAUGGAGAGUAGAUAAGAGCGUGACAGGGACCACGGAUUCGACCCGCUUAGGAGUUUUAUACAUGGAGCGGGAAGGCCCGCUGUUGGAAAGGAAAACCAACACCAAUGUAAGUGAGGAAGGAGAAACACAUACGUGAGAUGAGCAAAAAAAUCAACAGCCUGGCAAGCCCUUCAAGAGCACAAGUAGAUCUCAUCAUUGUUAUGUCCAGAUGAUAGACCAGUUGGAAAUUGGAAACUCAAGAUAAGAAUGCGCACCAUCCAUUUAUGAGAAAUCAAAAUACCGAGCUUUGAAGAGUUCCUGAGAUAUCCUGUGAAUCAAGAUCUAACAACGAAAACUAAGGAUUGCUAGCAAUGAGCCUUGUAAUACCUAGAAUGUAAACUAUCAUCAAUUCCUUUGUGUACCGGGUCAUAGAAGAGAAUGAAAGCGCAAUAUACAUAAAUGACUCAUUGAUUUUAAGGUCUCAAGGUAGACACUUUCAAACCUAUCCGUUGCAUUUGAGCGACGAUCCGAUUGGAUUGUAUUCACUACAAUAAAGGUCAACCAUUAAGAGUG
Molecule: messenger RNA, 1005 nt
Organism: Marchantia polymorpha subsp. ruderalis
Lineage: Eukaryota; Viridiplantae; Streptophyta; Marchantiopsida; Marchantiales; Marchantiaceae
Source: the annotation of a GenBank genome assembly